Molecule: messenger RNA, 1893 nt
Organism: Cuculus canorus (common cuckoo)
Lineage: Eukaryota; Metazoa; Chordata; Aves; Cuculiformes; Cuculidae
Gene: SEC11C
Product: SEC11 homolog C, signal peptidase complex subunit
Exons: 6
Coding region: 114-647 (177 amino acids)
Cellular component (GO): membrane; signal peptidase complex
Molecular function (GO): serine-type endopeptidase activity
Source: RefSeq, a predicted model, not a curated record
CGGCGGAGGGGGACUACAAGUCCCGGGGAGCAGCGCGGUGGCCCCUGGCCGGCAGCCGGAGCUGCGGCGGUUCCAGCGGCUCUGUGGCCCGCUGCCGCUCCCCCGGCGGCGCCAUGGACCUGUUCGGGGACCUGCGGCGCAUGAACAAGCGGCAGCUGUAUUACCAAGUCUUAAACUUUGCUAUGAUAGUGUCAUCUGCUCUGAUGAUAUGGAAAGGGCUGAUCGUCGUGACGGGAAGCGAAAGCCCCAUUGUCGUGGUACUCAGUGGCAGCAUGGAACCAGCUUUUCACAGGGGAGACCUGCUGUUCUUAACCAACUUCCACAAUGACCCGAUCAGAGCUGGUGAAAUAGUUGUUUUUAAAGUCGAAGGCAGAGACAUUCCAAUAGUUCACAGAGUAAUCAAAAUACAUGAAAAAGAAAACGGGGACAUCAAAUUUCUGACGAAAGGUGACAAUAACGAAGUUGAUGAUAGAGGCUUGUACAAAGAAGGUCAGAACUGGUUAGAGAAGAAGGAUGUUGUUGGGAGAGCAAGAGGGUUUUUGCCGUAUGUUGGCAUGGUGACUAUCAUAAUGAAUGACUACCCCAAAUUUAAGUACGCUCUUCUGGCAGUGAUGGGAGCAUAUGUGCUGCUGAAACGUGAAUCCUAGCAACAAGGAGUCACUUUUCCAGGAGAAAAGUGCGAAGUUAAAUGUACAGGGGAAAAACCUAAUAUAUUUCUGUAUGCAUUUACAGAACCGUGCAAGCUUUUGUCUGGUCUAAAUAAACCGUACAGCUAAUAAGUGAGGCUUUGGCUGUUGAUUGGUUCUGCGAUAGCACAUUUACUGUCGCAGAUAGAAGCUGCUCUCAGUUGGCCUUCUGUUUGUUUGGAAGACACCAUCACGUGCUCAAGCUGCUCAUGCGCUCCUCGACAUGCCAUGUUGCUUUUCUAAGUUUCUUUCUCCCUCCUGUUUGCUCAUUGUUUUGGUUUGGGUAUUCUUAAUCUGCCAGCGUCCUCUCUUUCCACAGCGUGCGGGUGGUUUGUGGUGGUACUAGUAAGGACACGGCACAGGGGUUAGAGCAGGUAGCAAGGUGUUGGAGUUCAGCCAGGUAAUGCCUGAAGAAGGUCGCAUAGAGAUGGUCUGCCGAAAACGGACACAAAAGGGUCUCAGACUGAGAAAUGGAAACUUGGAGCUUUUUGGAACUUGCUUCUUUCUGGCGUGGGGACAAAAAGCUGAUUUCCAGAGGCCUGAUUUUUAGGGAUACCGUAUGUUUGUAGGACUCGGGCUGUUAACCGUUCUGCCUUUAUGUUCCUAGCUAUGAAACAACCCAGCAGAAAGAUUCUGGAGGGCUUCAUUUUAAGCUCCUUAAUGAACAGCAGAGCAGAGCACCUGGGCAAUACGGCCAGUGAGGGUAAGACAUGGUUCAUGUAGGUUUAGAGACUAUUGUUCUCCUCUGUCGUAUCAUACCUGAGUGCUCUUAACAUAACAUUGAUUUCCCACUUUAAAACUUUCCCAUCAGCUGUCUUGGAUGAAAUUCUGGAUUUUUCUCUUCUUGGCUUCAAAAGUCAGCGUUGUACCUUCAACAGAGAAGACCUUGUUUUUCGGGCUUGCUUUAUUUUGUAGCUUUGAUAAGGAACAGCGUGAUGCUUUCUUCCCAUGGAGUUUUGUCUCUUCUGAACUCCCCUGCCUCCCUGUACCAUUAUACAGUAAUGGCACCAUUCUGUUGUGACUGGGAGGACUGAGGGGCAGACAACUGCUGAAUUUUUCCAACUAAUAUUACUUCUUUUGUGUCCUACUACACAGUUUUCACGACAUGCUGUAUUAUAAAAAUUACUUAUUUUGUGCCAAAUUGUGUACAAAUAAAAUUGGUUGUAAUAAAUGGCAUGUCAGAAUAAUUUAGGUAUCCUUAAUGCAG